Molecule: messenger RNA, 402 nt
Organism: Lactuca saligna
Lineage: Eukaryota; Viridiplantae; Streptophyta; Magnoliopsida; Asterales; Asteraceae
Source: the annotation of a GenBank genome assembly
AUGAAUCCAGACUACAUUCUUCAUCGGUCAAACAUGGAGUCGCCGGAUUUUGAGGAUACAACCUUUUACACAGAACUCACAAGACAAAUACUGUUGAUUAUGGAUGAAGAUGACGACACAUAUACAAGAAGAAGCAGAAAUGGAGUUUCACAGUUUCAAAGGACACCGGUAAGUGGUGGCUCCGGGAAGUAUUUUAACUGGUUGGAGGGUCAAGGUGGUAGAAGCUUGGAGGUCCCUGGUUGGAUGGAGAGCUUGUGGGCCAAUAAUGGGGCUGGCACCGGUGUUUUCAUACCCCGGGUGGCGGCCGCCGGAAAAGUAAGGAGAAGAAGACACCAUAAAUCAAAAAAGAACAAAGAAGGAGGAAGAAUACAUUCAUUAGAAGGACAAAAGAUUCAUGUGUGA